AAACAAUAGUCAGCCGCGGUGGCAGCCAAGACAAGUAGUCGUGAACAAUUUUUGCACCGGCAAACAAAUUUCCUCACUGUAUUUCCCCGAGAAGAAUAAGAAAAACAUUAGUUUAUAAAAGAAAAGAUUCGCGUUGAGUGUGCGUUGAUGGCAAGUGUGAUUCAGUGUCGGCAGUGUGUGGGCAAAGCGCUCGAGGCGUGCGCGUGUUCACAAGUUACUUAAGUUAAGUAACCUAAGUUGACUUAAGUCGGAUAACCAUAAAUGUGCGCACACUGGAUGUAUUAGUGAAUUCGGUUGAUUUAAAGUGCAGAAUGCAUUCGGGUAAUGGCCACUGGACGUACGGUGCGUCAGGUGAAGCACGGGGAACGUCUUCGGCGGUCGCAAACCUCCCUGACGCCAUUUUCCACGCCGGAAGAUUUAAUUCUCAAAUCGGCGAAAGCCGAUGCAGAAAUCACUACAAAUGUUGAGGUGGAAGGUUAUGGGCCUUACAAGCCGGUACCACCUCCAAAACCGUUAUCAUCGCAACAAUCUCAACAAUCCAACGCCCCCGGACGUGUCACGCCGCCCCCAUACAGAAUGCCACCGUAUCCGCUGUACAACGAGCCGAGUAUCCCCGGCGCGGCAGGGUUGGACACCCCUAUAGCCACAUCAAGUCCCAAUCCACAAAAUCUACAAACCCACUCGAGUAAAUUUCCGAUCGAAAGAGAAGUGAUUUUGUCAAGUUCAGACAAAAACUCGAAAAUUCCCAUUCUGAACGACUACAUCAAGCGGACAAAGGGCGCGAUUGCACCUGACGUGCCUCCUAAACAGAUGUCCGCAUGGAGUAACCAUACACACCAUCAAAUUCUAUCACCAGAUCAAAAUCAUUCGGGGCAUACUCAUCCCAUGCAGAAUGAUGGUGCGGUCUUCCGAGCGACGUACCAUAAUCCAGGUGAUUAUUAUUCUACGGGUGCGGUGCCCAGGUCAACGUGGCAGGGAGAGUUAGCGAAAACUCAAGCGCAGAGACAAUAUGAAGAAUACACACAACAACAAAUUUCCGGUUUGGGUCAGGGUCACCUUGAAAAGGAAAAGGAAUCGAAAACUAAUAAAACCAUGACCAAGACUUACCAUACCAUCAAAGAUAUCAUCUCCAGUAAGUUUAAAUCUAAUAAGGAUGUUGAUGAUAAACAUGAAGAAGCUGGAUUGAAUAAUGUCACUGAGGAAAUGAGGAAAAGCCUGAGGAAUAUUGAUGGUAAUGGUAAUCCAAGUGUGAGUGAAGAAAGUGAAACAGCGAAGAAAACUGCUGGUGAGCAAGGGAUUUAUGGUAAACCACGAACUGCUCCAGAAACAGGGCUUAGUCCUCAACAACAUCAUCAGAUGCAACAGCAAAUCAUACAACAACAGAUUCUGGUACAACAACAACAGCAGUAUAAGAACCAACAGUUGAUGCAGGCAAGAUCUCAGGAGAUGUUGGCUUCCAGACCGGAAGAUUACUAUCAGAAUCCUUAUCUCCGACAACAACAACAACAACAACAACAACACCAAACACCUCAAAGGUUUCCUCCCACACAAUACAUGCCUAUGCAUUCGCCAAUGAAGGAAACCAAAGAAAAACUUGAAGAAAGAAGAUCUGAAUUAAUACGGUCCCCACAACAACUGGAACGGGAUAAUAUCCGACAACGUAGUUUUGAAGCGCGUCGAACCGCAUCCCAACCACAACUCUCAUUCGAAGACGAAGUUAAUAAAGAGAUUCCGGAUAAUCGACCACAACCGCAAGCGCAGCCACUCCGGCGUGGUUCCCAAGGUAAUCUCGUGGAGACAAUCCGUGCGUGUGAAGGUAAGGACAGUGACGAAGGUGGUUUCGUGCGUAAACCAGAAGAAACCGGAAGCAAACCUGAAGAUAAAGUGAAUUCUGCUCUAACUGGAGCUCCCAGGAAACGCCUGGAAGGAGAAAUUGGUAAAAUUGAAGGUGUGUACAAUAUACAACCUCGGAAGGAUGCAGAAUCACGAAAGAACAACCCUAGUUCCGCUGCGAGUUCAGAUUAUGAUAAGGCAGGUCAGAGUUCCUCGAAUGCAGAUUCCGGUAGAGGUAGUGCUGCUUACAGUAGCGGAAGAAGACCCGGGGGCAUUGAUACCAGCAACGAGUCGGAUAACCAUCAGACAACACACAAUGGACGGGAUUAUAGGGAUCUCAACACGCCUGGUCAUGAUAGUGAAUGGGUAGACAUCGUGGAAACCGAAUUAAGGCAUAUCUUGGAACCCAAAUUGCAUGGAUUAACACUGCAGGGGAAUAGCAACAUUGCUAAUUCUACCUUGAGUGAGAGUAUUUCUUCAAUGACGCCGCCAUUACCACCAUUGUCACCUGGUGAGCAAUCCUCUCCGAAUGUCACUCCUAGAAAUUCUACAAGGUACAAACAUGCGAGUUUACCUUAUGGGAGCAAACCGGAGUAUGACCUGUAUAAGUCCAAGGGGGUUAAUCAAAGGUGGCAUGGUGGGGGUAGCACUCAGAAACAUCGAGGUGGGAAGAAAAUUGAUCACAGUGCUAUUCUACGAAGUAAACAAAUUUUUGGGUUGGAUACAGCAGAUAUGACUUCAACAACAACCAGAUCCAUGGACUUAGAAUCUAUGUUAGAUGGACAAUCAGAUUCCGAUGGGGAUUUGAGCACGGCUGAUGCCAGGACUAUUCGGAAACAACUCGAAGGUCUUGAAGGGAUGUAUUCUGAAGUUUUGAAACUCCUGGGAGUGAAAAAGUAUUCAGGACGUUAUCAACCAUCAGACCCUAGGUUUUCUAAACGUCGGUAUGGGAGUAUGUCUUCUUUACCUUCAAGUUCCGUGAGUAGUCGUCCGAUUCGUGAUAAGAGACGUGCGCAUGAAGAUAGGAAAAAGGUCCGGGAUAUCCGUGGGAUCAACAAACGCUUCCAACGUUUAGAAUCACACGUUGUGACCCUAGCUAGAUCCGUAGCGCAUUUAUCUUCGGAGAUGCGUACACAACACCUGAUGAUUCAGGAAAUGGAGAAUAUCCGCGGGGAGAUCGCCGCGCUGCGUACGCAGACAAAUAUGAUGAGUGUGCGGAAUCAGUCGGCGAAUCGUCAAGGGAAUAUGAACAAAGACCUUCCGGAUCUUGCGAAUCCGACGAGGGUGAAGAAGUUGACCAAGUUUUUUGGCGAUGAGCCGCCAUUAUUGAGAUUGUUUUUGAGGAAAUUAGGUUAUGAGAAAUAUGCAAAUGCGUUUGAAAAUGAACGCAUCGGAAUGGUGGAGCUUCCAUACCUCAGCGAAGAGCGACUCCAGAAGAUUGGCGUGCCACUGGGUCCGCGGCUAAGGAUAAUGGAAGAAGCACAGAUUUCCGUGUGUAAGGACAACACCCUGUGUAUAGUUUAGAUCGUUUGUUAUAAUUUAAUUAAGAAUCAUUGAAUCAAUUCGUAAUUUAUCUCAUUCUUUCCAUUAUAACCUCACUUUUUCGAGAAUGAGGUUAUGGUGAGGAAGCAACAGACUGAUGCAUUGAAUCGAAAAUGAUACGAAUGGCGGCUCAAUUUUUAAAGACAUUAGAAAAUUAAUGAUUUAACAUAAAGAUUAUUAUUUUGAGUAAUAAUGUACAUAAAUUUACGUGUUUUAAUGUUAAUCGUAAUCAGAAUUUAAUUAAUUUCAUAAGUAUAGGUAUUUAAUUGCCAAAUGGACCAAAGACAACUACAAUAUUGGUUUGGUAGUAAAACUGGUAAAACUACAACUAUUUAUCGUUUACAUGUAUCGUUUAAAUAAAUAAUCUAUUGUAAAAUUA
This is a messenger RNA of Dalotia coriaria, 3754 nucleotides long. RefSeq lists its product as uncharacterized. The coding region runs from base 325 to 3357 and encodes 1010 amino acids. Gene Ontology annotation, molecular function: protein binding. NCBI's taxonomy places the organism in Eukaryota, Metazoa, Arthropoda, Insecta, Coleoptera, Staphylinidae. The transcript is spliced from 7 exons. The record is from RefSeq and is a predicted model, not a curated record.